Molecule: messenger RNA, 951 nt
Organism: Diversispora eburnea
Lineage: Eukaryota; Fungi; Glomeromycota; Glomeromycetes; Diversisporales; Diversisporaceae
Source: the annotation of a GenBank genome assembly
AUGUCGUGGAUUUCUGAUAAAGGUUCAAGAAGCAAGGACUUUUAUCAGCAUAGACUGGUUACGAUUAGUAGGAGUCAACAGAUUACCAAAAUUAAAAAAAUGCACAAUAAAAAUGUAUCCAAAACUUUUAAUUAUUCAUUUAAACCCAAUUCCAGUUUGUGGAUAAGGAUUGAUUUAUCCACAAUUACAUUUUGUCCCAGUCAAAAAAUAAAAUCAUCAUCUAUAUGCAAUCAAAUGGAAUUAUUAUUAAAAUAUACUCGUCAAGUACUUGCAAUAAGUUUCAAUAAAGGUAAUAGUAAAAAAAAGUCCAUUGAAGAAAUUCAAAUUCCAUGGAACCAAAUUGCAUCUUUUGGAAUUAUUGAAAAUCAUGAUAUUGAAGUUGUAUUUUGUGAAGGAUUUAAAGCCAAGUUUUGUUAUCAUGGUAAAGAUAAUUCUAAAGGUCGUGUCUUUACCGAAGAAAUGAGUAAAGAUCCAUCAGGAGGGUUAAUGAGAGAAGCUACUUCUAUUGUAUUAAGCCCUUGUUCAAAAGUUCAUCCUAUGACAAUUAAAAUGUUUAAUAUUGGUAUACAAAGAUUUCGUUUUGCUGAUGAUAAUAAUUAUAAUUAUAUAAAUAAUCAUCAUUUGAAUAAAGUUAUUGUUGAUGAUGAUGAUAAUAUUUAUAACGUUAAUAAUGAUAUUAGCAGCGAGACUGAAAAUCGAUCAGAAAUUGUUGAUGACGAUUUAGUACUAUUCUUAACUCAUAAUCGUGCAAUGUUAACCCCAAUGAAUAUUCCUUUAAACACAUUAUUAGAAAACAUCCGAAAAAGAUUUGAAAUUAAAAUUAAGAGUUUUGAAUAUAAGAAUAUCAAUGGUGACUUGAUUACAGUAAUUAAUGAAGAUGAUUGGAAAGUUGCUUUAUGGAAUAUUAAUAAAUUUAGAAAUAGAAGAAUAAAAAUUUAUUUGAAUAUUUAA